UACAGCUGAGUUGGUGAUACAGUAUGUCAAGCAAGCCUCUUAUCGAGCUAAUUUUGUGUUGAUACUGUACGAAUAGACUACUGUAACACUACUACUUCUAAGUAUGAACUGAAGUGUUUGUCUGCUUACUUGCUUUGGAUAAAUGAAUGGCAAACAUUAUAGAUGUCGAGAAUGCAGGGGAUCUUCAAUCUCAAAUCGAAGAGGUCGAGGCACUUUCCUCCAUAUACGGUGACGAAUGGUGUGUUAUUGAUGAAGCAGCAAGAAUAUUUUGUAUCAAAAUAACUGAUGAUAUAGACCAUCCAAAACUGAAAGCAUGUUUACAGAUCAUUCUCCCACAUGAUUACCCGAGUGCAGCGCCACCUGUCUACCAAAUAAAUGCAGCAUGGUUGCGAGGCCCUGAUAGAAUGACCCUGUCCAACAGCCUUGAGGAGCUCUAUGUGGAGAAUACUGGGGAGAGCAUCCUCUACCUCUGGGUGGAGAAGAUCCGGGAGUUCCUCCUGGAGAAAUCCCAAAGCACAGACACAGUGGAGCAAACAGAGGUGAGAAAUAUGGCAACAGAGGAGGAGGAAGUGGCGGAUGAUGAAGAAAUGCCAGAUUACCGCGCUCUGAAGCUGAACACAGAGAAUGCACACCUCUUCGAAAAUCACUCAAGUGAUGAGGAACUACCUCCUAUUAAACUGGGGGAGACGAUAACAGAAAGACGCAGCACCUUCCAACCGCACCUAGCCCCUGUGGUAACACCUAGACAGGUUAGAAUGGUUCUUGAAAAGCUGUAUGAAAACAAGAAGAUUGCAAGUGCCACUCACAAUAUUUAUGCAUACAGGAUAUACUGUGAAGACAAGCAGAGUUUCCUGCAGGACUGUGAGGAUGAUGGAGAGACCGCAGCGGGAGGACGAUUGCUUCACUUACUACAGAUCCUGGAUGUGCGGAAUGUGCUGGUGGUUGUGUCUCGCUGGUAUGGAGGGAUUCUGCUGGGUCCAGACCGUUUCAAACACAUCAACAACUCUGCCAGAAACAUCCUGGUCCAGGAGGGAUACACUUCCUCUGCGGAUGAGGCAACCAAAGCUGGAUUGAAGAACAAAAAGUCAAAAAGCAAGAAGACAAAGUAAAAGUGAUAUCCUCUGAAUGCUAGUCAGUGGCAAUGCUCUCUUUAAUAUUGUUGAAAGGUUUACAGAAAGGAACAGACAUUUCUGACCUCUAUGAGGACUUCAAUCUCAAAAACGUUUUGUUGUGCCUUAAACUGAAAAUGGGAAUUUCAUGGCAAUUAAUUUAUGUAAUUUUAGUGUCGAACAUUACAGUAAGCCCAUCUGCUCAUCACCAUAAUGAAAACUGAUUAUGUGAGUCAUUUCUAUUAAUAAAAAAAGGGCUGCAUACAUGA
Molecule: messenger RNA, 1378 nt
Organism: Coregonus clupeaformis (lake whitefish)
Lineage: Eukaryota; Metazoa; Chordata; Actinopteri; Salmoniformes; Salmonidae
Gene: impact
Product: impact RWD domain protein
Exons: 11
Coding region: 147-1109 (320 amino acids)
Biological process (GO): regulation of translational initiation
Cellular component (GO): cytoplasm
Molecular function (GO): protein binding
Source: RefSeq, a predicted model, not a curated record